Messenger RNA from Linderina pennispora, 765 nucleotides. Its product is annotated as malonyl-CoA decarboxylase. Bases 1 to 765 code for a protein of 254 amino acids. Gene Ontology annotation, molecular function: malonyl-CoA decarboxylase activity. Gene Ontology annotation, biological process: malonyl-CoA catabolic process; fatty acid biosynthetic process; positive regulation of fatty acid oxidation. Gene Ontology annotation, cellular component: peroxisomal matrix; mitochondrial matrix. The transcript has 2 exons. The record is from RefSeq and is a predicted model, not a curated record. NCBI's taxonomy places the organism in Eukaryota, Fungi, Kickxellomycota, Kickxellomycetes, Kickxellales, Kickxellaceae.
AUGCUCAAGCACGCCAAGAAGGAUGCGGCGGUGCGCGCCAUGAGCGACGUGCUGAUGCGGCGGCUCGAGACGUGGAUCAUCGGCACGCUGGAUCUGAAGCGCAUCACGUGGGGGUCGCCUGCCUACACGAUCGAGAAGCUGGGCGAAUACGAGGCGGUGCACGCGGUCAAGUCGUGGCUGGACGUCAAGCGGCGGCUGGGCAACGGGCGCCGGUGCUUUGGGUUCUUCCACCGCAGCGUGCCGCUGGAGCCGCUGGUGUUUGUGUGGGUUGCGCUGACCGACGAGAUCUCCAGCAACGUGCAGAGCAUUCUGACUGAGCCCGAAGGCAAGCCCGACGAGAGCUCGGCCAAGUGUGCCAUCUUCUACUCGAUCAACUCGCAGCCCGGCCUGUCGGGCGCGCUGAAGCACAUCUCCGAGAGCCGCGGGUGGACCAGCGACCCGCAGAACCUGGCAGCCAUGGAACCAGCGGUACGGGCCCUGGGCGCUCACUACUUGGUGAACGCGAAGCGCGGCAAGGGCGCACUUGAUCCAGUGGCCAACUUCCACCUGCGCAACGGCGCCUGCCUGCACCGCGUCAACUGGCGCGGCAACACCGCGUACAGCGGACUGCGGCAGUCGCUGGGGCUCAUGUGCAACUACAACUAUGUGCUGGACCGGGUCGAGGACAACAACGACCGGUAUGUGCGAUUUGGCGAGAUUGCACUGUCGGGCAACGACAAGUAUGUGCAGGCUGCGCAGGCCGCAGGCGCCAAACCGAAGCUGUAG